Budorcas taxicolor (takin) is the source of this 2130-nucleotide messenger RNA. It is a transcript of the gene USP44, whose product is annotated as ubiquitin specific peptidase 44. Gene Ontology annotation, molecular function: zinc ion binding; cysteine-type deubiquitinase activity. Gene Ontology annotation, biological process: protein deubiquitination. Gene Ontology annotation, cellular component: cytoplasm. The record is from RefSeq and is a predicted model, not a curated record. The transcript has 5 exons. Bases 1 to 2130 code for a protein of 709 amino acids. Lineage: Eukaryota; Metazoa; Chordata; Mammalia; Artiodactyla; Bovidae.
AUGCUAACAAUGGAUAAGUGCCAACACAUUGGGCAGUUGCGACUUGCUCAAGACCAUUCCAUCCUCAACCCGCAGAAGUGGCAUUGUGUGGACUGCAAUACAACUGAGUCUAUUUGGGCUUGCCUUAGCUGUUCUCAUGUUGCUUGUGGAAGAUAUAUUGAAGAACAUGCACUCGGGCACUUUCAAGAAAGCAGUCAUCCUGUUGCAUUGGAGGUGAAUGAGAUGUAUGUUUUUUGUUACCUUUGUGAUGAUUAUGUUCUUAAUGAUAAUGCAACUGGAGACCUAAAGUUACUACGAAGUACAUUAAGUGCAAUCAAAAAUCAAAAUUAUCACUGUACCACUCGUAGUGGAAAGGUUUUACGGUCUAUGGGUACAAGUGAUGAUUCCUAUUUCUUACAUGAUGGCACCCAAUCUCUGCUUCAAAAUGAAGAUCAAAUGUAUACUGCUGUUUGGCACAGGAGAAGGAUACUCAUGGGUAAAAUCUUUCGAACUUGGUUUGAGCAGUCACCCGUUGGAAGAAAAAGGCAAGAACAAUUUCAGGAGAAAUUAGCAAAAAGAGAGGUGAAGAAAAGACGACAAGAACUAUUAGAGCAUCAAGCUAAUGCAGAAUUAGAAAGUAUGCCUCCCAGAAAGAGUUCACGUUUACAAGGUCUAGCUCAGUCCACCACAGUAGAAAUAGUUCCUGUACCGCUGCAAACCUCAGCAUUGCCAGCAAAAGAUAAAGUAGGAUCUGCCUCAGAAGACGUAAGACUGAAAAAAGCUAGUGACUCCUCUGUUAAACGAAGGCCAACAGUAACUCCUGGUGUAACAGGAUUGAGAAAUUUGGGAAAUACUUGCUAUAUGAAUUCUGUUCUCCAAGUAUUGAGUCAUUUACUUAUUUUUCGACAAUGUUUUUUAAAACUUGAUCUGAACCGAUGGCUGGCUGUGACAGCUAGUGAUAAAACCAGAUCAUCUUAUAAGCAUCCUCCAGUUACAGAUACAGUAUAUCAAAUGAAUGAAUGUCAAGAAAAAGAGCCAUACUCUGUGCGCUUCAGACAUCCAAGUUUAUCAUCAGGACUAAGUGGCGGAGCACCACAGAGUAGAAAGAUGGAACUUAUUCAGCCAAGGGAGCCAAGUUCACAGUACAUUUCUCUUUGCCAUGAAUUGCAUACUUUGUUCCAAGUCAUGUGGUCUGGAAAGUGGGCCUUGGUCUCACCGUUUGCUAUGCUACACUCAGUAUGGAGAUUGAUUCCUGCUUUUCGUGGUUAUGGCCAACAAGAUGCUCAGGAAUUUCUUUGUGAGCUUUUGGAUAAAAUACAACAUGAGCUAGAGACAACUGGUACCAGGUUACCAGCUCUUAUCCCUACUUCUCAAAGGAAACUCAUCAAGCAGGUUCUGAAUGUUGUGAAUAACAUUUUUCACGGACAGCUUCUUAGUCAGGUUACAUGUCUUGCAUGUGACAACAAAUCAAAUACCAUAGAACCUUUCUGGGACUUGUCACUGGAAUUCCCAGAAAGAUACCAAUGCUUUGGAAAAGAUAGUGCUUCCCAGCCAUGUCUGGUUACUGAAAUGCUGGCUAAGUUCACAGAAACCGAAGCUUUAGAAGGAAAGAUCUACGUGUGUGACCAGUGUAAUUCAAAACGUAGGAGGUUUUCCUCAAAACCAGUUCUACUCACAGAAGCACAAAAACAGCUUAUGAUUUGCCACCUACCUCAGGUUCUCAGACUCCAUCUCAAACGAUUCAGGUGGUCAGGACGUAAUAACCGAGAGAAGAUUGGUGUUCAUGUUGGCUUUGAAGAAAUCUUAAACAUGGAGCCCUAUUGCUGCAGGGAAUCCCUGAAGUCCCUCAGACCAGAAUGUUUUCUGUAUGACUUAUCUGCUGUGGUAAUGCACCACGGGAAAGGAUUCGGCUCAGGACACUACACUGCCUACUGUUACAAUUCUGAAGGAGGGUUCUGGGUACACUGCAAUGAUUCCAAGCUAAGCAUGUGCACUAUGGAUGAAGUAUGCAAGGCCCAAGCUUAUAUCUUGUUUUAUACCCAGCGAGUUACUGAGAAUGGACAUUCUAAACUCCUGCCUCCAGAACUCCUGUCUGGUAGCCAGCAUCCCAGUGAAGAAGCUGAUACCUCUUCUAAUGAAAUCCUUAGCUGA